AUGUUCAGAACCGACAGAUGUCCAGAUGACAGAGUCAUCUUUGUUGAUGGCUCUCGAUUCUAUUUGGAAGGAGAAUAUGUCACGGGUUUUGCUGUACUGGAUGAGACCACUGGUACCCAGAGUCUUGUCAGGCUACCGGGUCACAUGUCAGCACAGCGUGCAGAGCUAGAGGCGGUCAAAGAAGCUCUGCUUCUUCAGCCCCCAGGGAAACGAACUAUAUACAGCGACAGCUCGUAUGUAGUUCGCUCCCUCACCCUGCAUCUUGACAUAUGGAAGAAGAGAGGCUUUGUAGACAGCCAAAACAAACCUCUGGCUCAUGUGUCGGUCCUGAAAGAGCUGUGGGAGUGGGGCAUGGCACAUAUGACGGAAGCAGCCAUUAUCAAAAUCCCGGCACAUCAAAAAGGCGAUGAACCUUUGAUAAUGGGAAACAACAAGGCAGACGAGUUGGCUAAACUAGCGGCAGUGUCUGGUACCCUCCGGGAACCGGGCAUGGGGCCACUACCAACUCACCGGAUUGCAGCACGUACCCAUCUGAGUGACGGCCCGGUGUCAUUUGAAGAGGAACAAUCUUAG
Molecule: messenger RNA, 573 nt
Organism: Bufo bufo (common toad)
Lineage: Eukaryota; Metazoa; Chordata; Amphibia; Anura; Bufonidae
Product: ribonuclease H-like
Exons: 1
Coding region: 1-573 (190 amino acids)
Biological process (GO): DNA replication, removal of RNA primer
Molecular function (GO): RNA-DNA hybrid ribonuclease activity; nucleic acid binding
Source: RefSeq, a predicted model, not a curated record